AUGUCGUUCAGGAAUAUAUUCGCAGGGUGCCUGGGCCUACUCGUCAUCACCGGCAGCAUCGGCAAUGGUUUGGUUAUCAUUGUCACAGCAAUAGAUAGAAAACUGCGAACGCUUUCGCACAACUUAAUCGCUGCUCUCUCCAUUACAGACUUAAUAAUCUGCGGCUUCUUUUUGCCGAUGUGUGUGAUUCGCAUCCUGGACAUCGAUAAAAACAGGCGCGUGUGCUUUCUGACAUCAUUCCUUUCUCCCAUAUUGACCAUUCUGUCGACACAGAUACAGGCCAUUCUCAGCGUGGCUCGUUACAAGAUCACGACGUCUCGAAGAAAAAUGUCGCCGACGUUCCACAAAGUGGUUUAUGGAGCCCUGGGACUCUGUGUCAUUUUCGAUGCGGGGUUGUAUUGCACCUUUGUGGUUCCAGGAGGAAACAUUAAAUAUAACCCUUACCUGGGACUGUGCACUCGGGAGAAGCCAGUGUUUCCUGGUCAGCCCAUCAGUUUCGUUGUGCUAUUUUACCUAGCUGCUGUUAUUGCCAUCAUAUUUUACAUUAAAAUCAGACAAUUUGUCGCCAAGUAUUCCUUUUCCCUCAACAGAAAGCAGCAACGUCAAAACAGACUCACCAGACUUCUCUUUCGUUUAUUCAUCGCCUGGACAACCGGAUACAGUUUUGUCAUCCUUAUUCGCUUUUUGGACCGACAGGUCAGCUUUUCACCGCUUAUGUACCAAGCAGCUUAUUUCAUUCUCUGGGCAAAUUCCUGCGCCAACCCCAUCAUGUACAACUCGAACAACGAGGAAUUCUCCACGGCGUUCAGAAAUCUCAUGGGAAAGAGAGAGCCUGGUGAACAGUUUAAGGGUCAGCUGCUAUCUACCAGUUCUUCUAUGUUGACACGAAGCAAAAGUGAGACCAAGAGCAUAAACAAGACUAAAAACGAAAUUUGA
This is a messenger RNA of Liolophura sinensis, 936 nucleotides long. RefSeq names its product histamine H2 receptor-like. The record is from RefSeq and is a predicted model, not a curated record. Gene Ontology annotation, biological process: G protein-coupled receptor signaling pathway. Lineage: Eukaryota; Metazoa; Mollusca; Polyplacophora; Chitonida; Chitonidae. Gene Ontology annotation, cellular component: membrane. Bases 1 to 936 code for a protein of 311 amino acids. Gene Ontology annotation, molecular function: G protein-coupled receptor activity. The transcript has a single exon.